AUGGCCGACGUCGUCGCCACGGCGCCGCUGCGCGAGCUCCUCACGGUGGUGUUUACGACAUCAGCGAUCCCGUCGAACCCAGCGACAGUCGUCCUCGAAGAGGUCCUCAGCAGCUUUGCCUUCGUACCCGGUCUCGCCGCCUGCGACGUCGUUUUGACCUUUGACGGCUAUGUCGCCAAGGACGGCGACGACGUCAAAACCAAGUUCAAGUCAACGCGCAUUAGCGCUGAAGAGAUUGAAAAGUAUGUCGACUACCAACACAACGCACGCGCAGUCUUUCGCCGCCACCUGCAGCUCACGGACGCGGCCGUCGUCGAGAGCUACGACGUGGAGUUUCCAAUCAAACGGCGUACAACAGCGCGAGCCACGAUCCACCGAGAGAUGGACCCCUUGACAGGCGCAAGCUUGACGUCGAUCAUCAUGUCCAAGCGCAUGGGCUUUGCGUUGGCCGUGCGGGAAGCACUCAAGCAUGUCACGACACCAUUCGUGCUCAUCCACCAGCACGACUGGACCUUCCUCGUGCGCUCGCCGACCGCGGAUCUCGAAUUUUAA
This is a messenger RNA of Saprolegnia parasitica CBS 223.65, 552 nucleotides long. RefSeq lists its product as hypothetical. NCBI's taxonomy places the organism in Eukaryota, Oomycota, Saprolegniomycetes, Saprolegniales, Saprolegniaceae. The transcript is spliced from 2 exons. The record is from RefSeq and is a predicted model, not a curated record. Bases 1 to 552 code for a protein of 183 amino acids.